Messenger RNA from Saccostrea echinata, 4575 nucleotides. Its product is annotated as adhesion G protein-coupled receptor L4-like. Lineage: Eukaryota; Metazoa; Mollusca; Bivalvia; Ostreida; Ostreidae. Gene Ontology annotation, molecular function: G protein-coupled receptor activity. Gene Ontology annotation, biological process: cell surface receptor signaling pathway; adenylate cyclase-activating G protein-coupled receptor signaling pathway. The transcript has 25 exons. Gene Ontology annotation, cellular component: membrane. The record is from RefSeq and is a predicted model, not a curated record. Bases 33 to 2678 code for a protein of 881 amino acids.
ACUUAAGAUUAUGUUGAAAAGUAUAACACACGAUGUUCGUCAUUUUAUUAGGCAUAAUAUUUUCCGUUCCCCAAAUAUUCUGUUUAUGGAAGACUUGUCAAGAAAGUGGAGAGGUAUAUCUGUUUAAAGAGCAAAAAUACAGCUGGCUUCAGGCAGUUAAAGAUUGUGAAAAUGACGGUGGAACUUUAGCGAGUGUACGGUCAGAGUCGGAUGACAAUUGUAUUCUCUCGAACCUGAAUCCAAGUGUUGGUUCAUACUUCAUUGGGGGAAAGAAAUCUUCGUCUGGACGUUGGACGUGGCUAGAUGGUACUCCAAUUACCAAUUUACAAUUCUGGGCUGAAGGCGAGCCAAAUAACGCAGAAGGAAAUGAAAAUUGCUUACAAUAUAAGUUGUUUGGUGCCUUCGCUUAUUAUUGGAACGACGUCGCUUGUGAAAUGACUGCUGGUUAUAUUUGUCAGUUAAAAUCUUCAACCACAGAAUCAAUGUUAUCAGACUUACCUAAGCAAACAACACUUUAUGAAGAAUCAUCUGUGAAACCAUACGAGUCUGUGUCAUCAACAACAGGUGAUAAGUCAACAAGUGAUAAGUCAACAACCAGUGAUAAGUCAACAACAAAUGAUAAGUCAACAACAAGUGAUAAGUCAACAACAAGUGAUAGGUCAACAACAAGUGAUAAGUCAACAACAAGUGAUAGGUCAACAACAAGUGAUAGGUCAACAACAAGUGAUAAGUCAACAACAAGCGAUGAGUCAACAACAUCCCCAAAAGAGACAUCCGUCAAUGGUACAACAACUCCAUUUUGUGUCGACAGGAAUCAGCAAGAACAGCAUGUGGAUUGUUUGUUUAAUAUUAAUGAUAUCAAAGAAAUGGUUGAUACAGUUCUUAGUGGAGACUUAUCGCAAACAGAAAAAGAUAUAAGGAUUGACGAGGCACUGUUUAAAUUACAAUACAAUUCGUUCAAUAAAGAACAAACUCCAGAAGAUUUGGAUACCGCUAUAGAUUUUGUAGAUAAAAUCCUGGAUGCUUGUAAGAGGUGGAAUAUUUCACUUCCAAGGACGGUGAUUGUGACAAUAAUUGACAACCUCCUAGCUGAAAACCACACAACUGCAUGGAAGAACAUUUCUACGAAACAGCUGAGUGCAAGAGUCAAUAAGAUCUUCAGAAUGGUAGACAAAUUUGGCUUACUUGUCUUAGAGACCAUCAACGAGAACGAAAGUAUCACUUUUAACUCAACCAAAAAUAUGGUUUUAACUAUUGCAAAAAGUCCUGCGGAUCAAAAUGUUAUUUUCCCAGAAAACAACACCAGCUUAGGUUCAUCGUUAAUGUUUCCAGUACAGACUCAUGAUUCUAAUCAGAAUUUACCGUAUCUUGCUGUGAAUUACAAAACUCUAGGAAACCUUAUAAACAACAUGAUGAGAAAAGCUGAAAAUACAGAAUACAGCAUUUCUUCGGAUAUAAUAUCAUUCACACUUAAUUCCAAUUUACUUGGAGGGAGAUUAGACCCUUCGCUGCAUUUAAAGUUUUUAAAACAGGAAGAUUUCAGCAAUUCCAUCAGAGAAUGUGUAUUUUGGGAUUAUGACCAAAAUGACGGAGAUAAGGAUUGGUCAACAAAUGGAUGUGAAUUUCAAUCUACAGAUAAUCUUUAUCUUCACUGUGAAUGCAACCAUUUGACAAAUUUUGCAGUGCUGGUGCGACCAUAUUCAAGGAUUCAAGACGAAGAAGAGGCAUUGAGUUGGAUAUCUAUAAUUGGAUGCUCGAUAUCAGUGUUCUUGUCUUUGCUAACGGCCAUUGUUUACAUCGUUUUUUGGAAAUCUAUCACUUGUGAUGUCAGCAGAAUGGUAAAUAAGAUCACUGUGCUUCUUUGUCUCAGUAUUGCAAUGGCUUACACAUUAUUUCUACUAGGAGUUGAUAAGAUCCAGUAUAAAGUCGGGUGUAUGGUGAUUACAGCGUUGUUACAGUAUCUGUUCCUGUUCGCUUUCUUCCUAAUGCUAGCCCUUGGAUUGUACUAUUUCAGUAGCAUCUCAUUGGUCAAAAUAUCAUUUUCAAAAGCAACAACAUUUCAAAGUAAAGCCAGUUUCUUCGGUAAAAUCAUUUGGGGAAUUGUAGGUGUGAUGCCAGCGUGUAUAACCGCAGUAACAUAUGGAGUUAUUUAUGCAUUGGACAAGGAUUACCAUUCAAAGACCAGUUGCUGGUUAUCAUUUGAAAGUGGAGCUUUGUAUGGCUUCGUUGGACCUGUAGCUUGCAUUGUCCUGAUCAAUGUUAUUAUUGUAAUUAUCCUCUCAGUGACACUAUGUUCAAAAGGAUACUCACCACAAGAUAAAUCGAAGAAAAGGUCAUUGGCCGGAAUAAGAUCCAUCUGUACCCUGUUACCUGUUCUUGGAGUGACCUGGUUGUUUGGUCUAUUGUCCAUUAAUGAUGAUGUGGUCGUGUUUCAGUAUAUAUUCUCUCUGUUAAACUCUUUUCAGGGGCUUUUCAUUUUCAUCUCCAAAUGUCUUCUGAGCAAAAAGAUCAGAACGUUACUUAGUGAGAGCAUCCAAAGAAAUGACUCAGAUAAUUGGAGAAGUAGGUUUUAUUCAUUACUAAGCAGCAAUCCGCUGUCCAUGAACACGAAGGAGUUUUCAUCUGUGUCUAGAGGCAUUUCCUUCCGGCGUAAAGAUAGUAACAACACAGCUUUUUGAUAAUGCAUGGCAAAGAGAACAAGAUGAAGCAUCGACUACUCGGAGAAAUCUUUUAUAACUACGUCAUCAAUGUUACAAACUUCAUUGUUUGCUUAUACAUAAUUGUUGGCGUUGAUACAUACUUGUUUUUAAGUUGUUUUGAUGUUUCAAAUUUCAGAAUUUAUUGUUGUUUUGGUUCAACGAUUCUAAAUAUUUAUACGCAUUGAAUAAGAUAGAUAAAGUUAAGCUUCUGCAAAUGUUUUUGUAGAAAGGAACAUUCACAACUUGAAUAUUUUAAUGCAUAAUUGGUUUGGUAAAGUAUUUAUUCUUCUCUCGUUUAAUUCUAUAAUUAGGAACAAAGUAUAUUCAAUACCUUUAUCCAAAUACUAGUACUGUAAGUAGUUUUAAUUCCACGGUGUUAAAAUUUCACGAUUUCUCAAAAAGUACCAAUCGCGAUGGUUUUAAUUUCACGCUGCAUGAAAUUUAUUUAAUUUCGUAUAAGCAUUUAAACGUUUCUAAAAACUAAUGAUAGCAUUCACUAUGGGUUUAAUUUCGAGGAAAAAUGAUGAAUAGUGAAAUUAAAACCAUCGUGAUUAUUUGCCAAUGUACAGUAAUGAAACGGGAGCAACUGUAAGCAGGAAAUAUUGAAAUCUUGGGAGCAAUGUCUUAAGUUUUGUAUUGACGUGAAAAUUAUCACUUAAUCGAAAAAAAAGAAUCACUUAUCAAUGCUAUUGCAAUUUUCUGCGGUUUUAGAAAUAAUUCGUGCUAAUCCAGUUUUUUGUAAUUAUGAACAUAUGUUCUCGGCAAAUGUUGAGAUACUGAAAAAAAUUGUUUAUUACAAAAAAUGUUUAGCUUCAGCUCUUCCCAAAAGAAAUGUGUGACUGUGUGUUUGUGUAUGUAUUGAAGUUAUUCUAAAUAUAUAUAAAAUAUUAUUCCAGAUAUGAUACCUACAUGUAUUUUGUGGAAUCAUUAGAUGCCUCAGGUAUAAACUCCCUAAGAUGAAAGUAUAUAUAAAUUCUUGAAAUUAUCAAUUACUGGGUUUUGAUUUUUCGUGCAUUUAGCUUUUAAGCAAAGUCAAAAGUUAGUUGGUUUUUUUUUCUCAUUUGAAAAAUGAUAAUUGCUUAAAAAGAUAUUUCAGAUUAAUUUACAAGGAUAGUUAUUUCGCAACUACAUUUACGAGACACAUUGAAUUUAGCUAUUUCUUAUUUAGAAAUUUUGAUAAUCAGACUUAAUUUCAAACUCGCACUGAAGAAUAAAAUAAUCUAAAAAGAUAUUUCAAGGAGAGUUUCAAAAUUUCCUAAAAUUUGCCAUUCGAAGAAUAACCUUUUGCAUCGCAUUUUCCUUAUCAAACUCUAUAUAAUGCAUGUAUAUCAUAUUAAUAUUAAUACAAACUGUCGUCAAAAAAGUACAGAGAAACGCCAUGUUGUACUGAUUACCCCAAGUGAACUAAGACCUCAUCGUAACAGUAAAAUUAAAAUCUCGAUUUUUGAUUUUUUACGACGAGCAGGGCAGUUUUUAUUAUACAGUGCAAUACCUGGUUCCUUUCUAGAAAAAGUGUAUUUUUUCCAUAAAAUUAGUAUUUCUGUAAUAUUUAGGGCUCUUAGGUGAUAUCUGUUACAUAUUCUCGAGUGUAUACAUGUAUGUACUUUCAACAACAAGCAUAUUCAAAUUUCUUCAGAAUUGUUUAUAAAUCAUUUGUCAACAAAAUAUUUCUUAAAGAAAAUACAUGCCCUGAAUUAAAUCUUUAAAACUAUAUAUUAUAAUAUUUCCUUUGUUAAUAGAAGAAAUGGAGUAUAUUGUUUAUUGCAAAUUUUACAGCAUGAAUGUUUGAAUUAAAACCAAUACAGAAAACGACUAUGAAAUGACUUAAUUCCUAUAAACUAAAUAAAGUGUAACUAGAAUGCUAAACCACUUAAAA